AUGACUGCGCUUGCAUUGUUCAUUCUGAUCCUACACUUGGCGUUCUCUGCGAACCAGUCGGUAAAUUGUCAGUCUCAACCAGCCUCCUGUUGCUCAGUGCAUACAACUAGUUGUGCACCAGGGUUCCCUGGCAUGCCUGGGCAUAACGGAAGAGACGGUGCUAGAGGAUUAAUGGGAGCACCUGGUAAAAAGGGACCUGCCGGCCCUGUAGGACCUAAGGGUGAUCAAGGUCCCGCAGGAGCACCAGGGAAAAAGGGCUCCCAUGGAGAUCAGGGCCCUGCUGGAGUAGUUCCUCAAAGGAACUGGAAACAAUGCACGUGGAAGCCUCUGGAGGACGGCAGAGAUUAUGGGUUGAUAAAGGAUUGUGUCUUCGUUAAAAAAAGCUCAGACACCGUCUUGAAAGUUGAGUUCGACGGCGAUUUCAGAGUAGCCUUUUGUAAAAGGUGUUGUAAACGUUGGUAUUUCACUUUCAACGGCAUUGAGUGCGCUAAACCAGCUCCCAUCGAAGGUAUUGACGCCAUUUGGCGAAAUCAUGGUAGAACAGACACCAACGUUCACAAGCACAGUCAAAUCGGAGGAUACUGCGAGGGGAUCGGAUCGGGAACCGUUCGCGUGGGAGUGGCGGUUGGUGAUUGUCCAGGAUUCGGAAAAGGUUUUGACGCCUACACCGGGCACAAGUCUGUCACGCGGAUCAUGAUCGAAGAAGUCCCUAAACCACAAUAAAUGUACGG
Molecule: messenger RNA, 731 nt
Organism: Pocillopora damicornis (cauliflower coral)
Lineage: Eukaryota; Metazoa; Cnidaria; Anthozoa; Scleractinia; Pocilloporidae
Source: RefSeq, a predicted model, not a curated record